Phacochoerus africanus (Common warthog) is the source of this 954-nucleotide messenger RNA. RefSeq names its product olfactory receptor 52M1-like. Gene Ontology annotation, cellular component: membrane. The record is from RefSeq and is a predicted model, not a curated record. Lineage: Eukaryota; Metazoa; Chordata; Mammalia; Artiodactyla; Suidae. Gene Ontology annotation, molecular function: G protein-coupled receptor activity; olfactory receptor activity. Bases 1 to 954 code for a protein of 317 amino acids. Gene Ontology annotation, biological process: G protein-coupled receptor signaling pathway. The transcript has a single exon.
AUGUUCAUGUCUAAUAAUGCCUGCUUGGUACCUACCUCUUUUCGGCUUACCGGCAUCCCAGGACUGGAGUCCCUGCACCUCUGGCUCUCCAUCCCCUUCAGCUCUAUGUACCUGCUGGCUGUGGUGGGGAACGUGACCAUCCUGGCCGUGGUGAAGGUGGAGCGUGGCCUGCACCAGCCCAUGUACUUUUUCCUGUGCAUGCUGGCUGUCAGCGACUUGGUCCUGUCAACCUCUACCAUGCCCAAACUGCUAGCCAUCUUCUGGUUUGGUGCCCGCCGCAUUGACCUGGAGGCUUGCUUGGCCCAGAUGUUCUUUAUCCACUGCUUUGCGACUGUUGCGUCAGGCAUCUUCCUUGCCAUGGCUUUUGAUCGCUAUGUGGCCAUCUGUGAGCCACUCCACCACGCCUCGGUGCUCACCCGUGCAAUGGUGGGACGUUUGGGCCUGGCUGCCCUCCUCCGGGGGGUACUCUACAUUGGACCCCUUCCUCUGAUGAUCCGCCUGAGGCUGCCCCUUUACCGGGCCCAAAUCAUUGCCCACUCCUACUGUGAGCACAUGGCUGUGGUCACCUUGGCAUGUGGUGACACAACCAUCAACAACUUAUACGGGAUGGGAAUUGGCUUUCUGGUCUUGAUCCUGGAUUCCCUAGCCAUCUCCACCUCCUAUGUGAUGAUUUUUAGGGCAGUAAUGAGGCUGUCCACCCCUGAGGCCAGGCUCAAAACCCUAGGGACAUGCAGUUCUCACAUCUGUGCUAUUCUCGUCUUCUACAUCCCCAUUGCCGUCUCCUCUCUCGCUCACCGCUUUGGCCAUCACAUGCCUCCCCAUGUCCAUAUCCUUUUGGCCAACUUUUACCUCCUCAUCCCACCCAUCCUCAACCCAGUGGUCUACGCUGUCCGCACCAGACAAAUUCGAGAGAGACUUCUCCACAUUCUUAAGGCAGGGUCUCAACCCAGGUGA